Molecule: messenger RNA, 684 nt
Organism: Hirsutella rhossiliensis
Lineage: Eukaryota; Fungi; Ascomycota; Sordariomycetes; Hypocreales; Ophiocordycipitaceae
Product: acetyltransferase (GNAT) domain-containing protein
Exons: 2
Coding region: 1-684 (227 amino acids)
Molecular function (GO): acyltransferase activity, transferring groups other than amino-acyl groups
Source: RefSeq, a predicted model, not a curated record
AUGACGUUCAAGUUAAUCGAGGUCGACCCUACUUCCGAUUUCGACGAACUUAUUGAGUGCGAGUGGGCUUCCUAUGAAACGCCAAAUCAAAACUUCUUCCGCCUCUAUUGCCCCAUUCAUGGUACGGGUCCGACUGCCCGAGCAGAUUCGCUCAGGGAAUGCACAAGGCGCCGACUGGACUGGCACAAAUCGGAUCCCUCGAGCUACUGGCAAAAGGUCGUCAACAGCGAGUGCAAGAUUGUGGGAGGCGCGUUGUGGAAAAUUUGUCCGACAUAUACCCUCAAAAAAAUCGAUUCGCAUUCCCAGGUCUCCUGGUACCCAGAGGGAGGACAGCGAGACUAUGUCGCAGCAGCACUUGAGCGUAUCCAUGCAGUAAGAAAGAAGGUGGAGUCGAGGCCGCAGGUUUUUCUGACUACUAUAUUUACACAUCCCGACUAUCGACAUCAGGGCGUGGCCGACUUAAUGAUGAACUGGGGCAUUCAGAAGGCGGACCAGAUGGGUGUGGAAAUGUGGCUGAAUGCGACGGUAUAUGGGCUACCGCUCUACAAGAAACAUGGGUUUACUGUUGUCGACGAAAUCGACGCUUCUCCCAUCGCGGAUAACGCGAGUGACGAGUGGAGGAACAUGGCACGGCGUUCAGAACCCAUGAACAUGUGGCAAAUGUGGAGACCAGUCGGUGGCUAG